UCCCCGCAGCGAGAACAGCGAUUGCAUUACUCACUUAUCGUUAGCCAAAUCGUGUCGUCUCGCGAAGAUCGUUGCGGGAUCGACUGUCGGAGGAAAAUCUUCGCGCGGCUACGUUUCACGACAAUAUUGCGUUACCAGCGAUGUCCGGAAUCUGGAAUCGAGGUCUUUUCUAUUUAUCGGAUUUCCGUGCUCGUCGUGUAAGGCAAAUCAGACUCGAUAUUAAAAUGCCGACCGAGUGCAUCGCCAACCCGUUGCAACGGGAGCUGGCCGACUCGAUAAUACGGCUGCAGCCUCUCGAUGAGAUCCGCAUCCUCCUCGCGUGCGGUGCCAAACCGAACGAGCCGGUGACCCAGGGCCUCAGGCCUCUACACUAUGCCGUAUGGCAGCGGUACACCGAGGCCGCUCAGCUGUUGCUGGUGCGCGGAGCCGACAUCAACGCAACCGAUGAGUGCGGCUACUCGGCCCUACAUCUCGCCGCCGAGCACGGCUACCUGGAUCUGGUGAAGUUGCUGCUUAAGUAUGGAGCCAAGGUGGACCACCGGCAGGAUACGGGGGAACUUUUUCCCAGAACCAUGUUGUGUGACGAGCCACUGCGUCUGGCUCUACGGAAUCGCCACGUUGAGGUUGCGAAGAUUCUGCUUGAAGCCGGUGCUAAUCCAAAUAAGAGAUAUUUUUUCGGCUCCGAGAUCAACCUGGUGUCGCCCUUGGAUCUGGAGUGUAUGGAGCUGCUGUUAGCCUUCGGUGCUCAUCCGAACACGCGGGAUCGUGCCGGGCUCACGCCUCUCAUGAAGGCUGCCAGACUGCCGCAGGGCAUUUCCUCGGUGCUCCUGCUGCUGAGUUACGGCGCGGACGUGAACGCGACAGCGGAUGCCAGGCACGAUUAUCGAACGGUGCUGCAUUACGCGAUUCUCGGUGGCGACCCAGCGGUGAUCAAUCUGUUGCUGAAGCAAGGCGCCCGGCUGGACCUCGGGCCGGACUAUCAGAAACCGACGGCCCUGGAUCUGGCCAUACUCAAGGGCGACCCGUCGAUCGUCGAGAUGCUGCUCGAAGCGGGCGCAGACGUGAACGCCACGUCGCCGAUCAUUGGUUCGCCACUACACGUUGCAUGCGCGGACAACAUCCCGAAUCGACUGGAGAUCCUGUGUAUGUUGCUGGAACGCGGCGCCGAUCCGAACCUGGUGAUACGCAGCGACGACGGACCAGCGUUACGGCCAGUGCUCGCCGAGUACGUCGCCUCUAACGAGAACCCGUCGGUGGAGAUAGUGGCAUUGCUGCUGAAGUACGGCGCUCGAGUAGUCAUCAAGACACAGUUCCGCGACCCACACGGCAUCCUCAACUCCUUGCAGAAUACGGCCGAUAAGCCGCGAUUACUACACGCAUUGUUGGAAGCGGCGGAGAGCUUUGAUCCCUGCAUGAUACGACGGUCUAGUAGUUUGACAGACGCACAGAAGGCCCUGGUGAUGGAGGCGGCUAGAACUCCACUACCGUUGACCCAUCAAGCGAGAUUAAUAGUCCGCAAACUCUGCGGUACCAAGCUACCGAAGAUUGUCAGGAAGCUGCAACUACCGCAGUCGUUGCAUCGUUACCUUCUCUAUGAUUACUACUAGCUAAGAGUUAAUGUUCGAGACAGUUUGUCGGAAGAGAUGAUGAUGUUUGUCGGAGUACUUCUUUGGAUUUCCGAGCUUCAAAUCUCGUCAAAAUUAUAAACUUGAGACAAAAAGGCGAGUAUUGUCUCGCUAGAAGCUGUAUCGGAAUCGAUAGCAUCAUCGAAGUCUAUUUUUUGAAGAUUGUUGGAGACGCGGAAGAUAAAGUAUUUGUACAAAGUACACUAUUAUGAGUCUUACGUCAGUUCGAUGAGUACAAUAACGAGGUUGUCGAGGCAGUGACCUCUCGUUUCUACUUGCAAUUAGUAUUCUUCUUUUGUACGAUGCGUAUAAAGUGAUAUAAGCUUAGACAGCCAUACAUAUAUAUUUUGUCUGUACUCGUUACGUUUCUAGUCGCUAAAUGUACGUUUUGUAUGUAUGUCUUUCUCUCUACUUCCUAUUUCGAGAAGACCGUUCGUGAUAGAAAUGAUGCAAAACUCAUUAUUCCCGUUGAUCAAACGCGCAAACUUUCUACACUGAAAAAAACAGUUUAGUAA
Messenger RNA from Cyphomyrmex costatus, 2140 nucleotides. RefSeq names its product ankyrin repeat and protein kinase domain-containing protein 1. Bases 141 to 1607 code for a protein of 488 amino acids. The record is from RefSeq and is a predicted model, not a curated record. Gene Ontology annotation, molecular function: protein binding. The transcript is spliced from 7 exons. Lineage: Eukaryota; Metazoa; Arthropoda; Insecta; Hymenoptera; Formicidae.